AGACUUGUACAAGUCUUUGGCUACUGUCACUUCGCAAGAGUACGAACUGGACUUGGUGACCGAUGGUACAUUCUACGAACAAGUGGAUUAUACCGAAACCCUGCAUGGCGAUCCAGACGUCAAGGAGCUCCCGGAGGCUUCCUGGUCUUUACCGGCCGAUGGCCGUGUGGAUUUGACUUUCGCGAUGGAUUCUUUGAUACGCUUAGCCCCUUCCUCAAGCGGUGUCCCACAUCCAUUACGCUCAGACAUGCAUCCAUUACGCUCAGUAAUGGCCUUUUAUCGAGACCUUCUCCACUGCGGUGGGGAUUUCUACAUCCUUGAUUGGGGCUGGCCGAAGGGCCAGUGGCGACCCUCAUCUGGCCUGGUGUACCGUGUUGGAAUGUUAUCGCAACGAGCAGAAGUUGUCUGGAAUCGAGAGCAAUUAACUUACAGGCCUAGGAAAUAUAAAGACACCAUAAACGGCCACGGUAAACCUUGGCCCCGCCUGAUCCUGUGCCAGGGGAUCUACAGACUUCUCUCCAAAGAAAAUACUUUUCAGCCCCGAAGUCCUUCCCUGGAUGGGGAGGCCAGUAUCCUGGAAGAAUUUCCGCUCUUGAUGUCUCACGACAACGGGACAAUUUUGAAGCACCUGGCACUACAUACUCACUGUCUCUCUCAAACAUCUCAUAUGGUCUCUACAAAUCCUUGUGGAAUUUCAUAUGGAAGGGGAAUUUUAAAUGAAGGCUUUCACAUUGUUUACUUCGAGAUCUUGAGCUCCUAUUCGCAGGCCAUAGGCAGCUGGGAUAUUGAAAGUUUCUAUAAUCCAGACCUGCCAAAGUUCCAAAAGAGCGCCUUCACUCUUCUGUCAGUGCCUGGAGAAACGACGAAGUUAGAUACAGACUAUUGGACUUUUCUAUGCUUCACGGCCGAGGGAUUUGCAUUUCAAGACGAGAAACUAUAAUCACCAUCCCUCAAAUGUCAGUCAAUCUACUAUAUCGCAGCAGCUAUGAAAAGAAUUGUGAUCCAUUGGGACUCAAUACUGAAAGGCAUCG
Messenger RNA from Hyaloscypha bicolor E, 1031 nucleotides. RefSeq lists its product as uncharacterized. Lineage: Eukaryota; Fungi; Ascomycota; Leotiomycetes; Helotiales; Hyaloscyphaceae. Bases 185 to 940 code for a protein of 251 amino acids. The record is from RefSeq and is a predicted model, not a curated record. The transcript is spliced from 3 exons.